This is a messenger RNA of Centruroides sculpturatus (bark scorpion), 2816 nucleotides long. It is a transcript of the gene Spec2, whose product is annotated as CDC42 small effector protein 2-like. Gene Ontology annotation, biological process: regulation of Rho protein signal transduction. The record is from RefSeq and is a predicted model, not a curated record. The transcript has 5 exons. Gene Ontology annotation, cellular component: plasma membrane. Gene Ontology annotation, molecular function: small GTPase binding. NCBI's taxonomy places the organism in Eukaryota, Metazoa, Arthropoda, Arachnida, Scorpiones, Buthidae. Bases 237 to 482 code for a protein of 81 amino acids.
UGUUUUUCUGUCUUCGAUUCCGAUCAAAGUAUUAUUUUUUGUACUUAAAAAUAAUAAUUAAACAUCUUUUAAUUAUUUAAGAAACAUUUAAUUGAAAAGUAAAAAUUUAUUUGAUCGAAAAAAGAGCAAAAGACGAUAUUUCCUGUCGUCUCUUCAGGCGGUGAUCGAAAAAGCGUGGCAACCGGACUAAUCUGGCCGACGGUCGGAGUCCCCGGAGAGGCCGCGAGGUCGGAAGAAUGAGCGAGAUCUGGAUCCAGUGUUUCACCUGUUGCGUCACCGAACAGCCUCCUCCCAAGAGGCGGCAUCGAAUAGACCGUUCAAUGAUAGGAAGUCCCACAAAUUUUCGACACACGGGUCACGUGGGUUCAGGAGAUAUGAAUAUUCACUUAGAUACAUUACAAAAUCAAAUGGCUUCUAAAGGAGGUUAUGAAUAUGCUCUACCAGUUAGUGUUCAAAUUCCAGUUGUGGAUGUAAAAAAUUAGAUUCGAAAUACAAAAAAAGUGUACAGUCAUCGCUCGCUUCUUCUUGCCGGACUCGAAGACAAGAAAUGGUACCACGCAUCACAUUCUGAGAAUUUAUCCGAGAAAUCGGUGUCUAUCGCUAAAAUAUUUACGUCAUUUAAUAAGAGAGAGAUCGGGGAACGAAACACGUUCUCCGUUAGAGUCGUAGAAUAGAUAUAAAUACGCGCAUUUUCACAUCCGUAACAAAAUUCGUUCACUUCGAGUAAUUUAUAUAGCACGCUUAUACUGUAGAGUAAGAAAACUAAUAAUUACCAAUUCUGCCUUCAGUCCUAUUAUAUACAUAUACAUAAAUAUAUAUAUAUAUAAAUUAUGGAGAAAGUGUUAGAGGAUAGACUAAAAUCAAAAUAUAUCUUAAUGAGUCGUUAUCGCAAAGAAAAAGAAAAAAUUCGUGGUCACUGCCAGGCAUCUCACUAUUUACUGUCUCGUUUUAAUAACUAAAUCUCGAUGAACGUUUUCGACGCUUCCUUUUACUAUUCUUUUUAUCUAUGAAAACUAAGGUCUUCCGAGUUUUUUUAGAAAAUUUACAAAACGGACCAAAUUUUAUUUUUACUUGUCUACGGUAGUCGGUAUUUUAUUUACUCGGAACAUCGUUCUACCUCCAUUUAACCGACUCAUCUAACUAACCAAUGUAUUUCUGAUGUUUUCAAUUUUUAAAUAUCGGCUAACCGUUCCUUCUGACAGAAUAGUACUUAGUCUAAUCGUGUGGUAUGACAUUUUAAUAUCAAAAUUCUUCUUUCCAACCAUCGAAUUUUCUAACGUUCGUCUUUAAAUUUUAUAAAUUUUGAAAUACUUUUACGAAUAAUUUAAGAAGACAACAAAACUUUGUUUUUUUUUUUUUAGAAACUAGCACAAAUUCAAAAGUAAUUCCAAACCAUUUUUCGAAUAUAAGAACGUUUCGCUCCGAGACGUCGAAGACGAACCGCAUUCGUUUAUAUACAUAUAUACAUACAUACAUUUUUAUUAUUAUUUUUCGAUCAAUUUAUGUAAAAAUGUUUUAUAGCUUUUGUAUUUUCGCUUUCUCGAUCUUCGCGUUCUAUAUUUUGUAUUUAGUACGAGAAAAUUUAUAGUUUAUCGCGAUCGCACUCGCGUUUAAAUUCGCUCCGACGAAUUUCGCCGAAGUUCGUCACGAAAUUGCUCGCGAUCGCCGAUUCGAAUCGAAAUGCGUUCAGUCCGUGCGAUUUUCGAGUUCGGUCGUCGCUGUUUUCAUUUUUACCCGCUCCAUCGACCAUACGCACCCAGGACGAUCCCCACUUCCGUGUAACGCGCACGUGGUAUAUUAGUAUUCUCUGGUACGACGAAUCGGAUGUCGAUAGGCGAUCGGUCAUCGAUAUUACUCUAAUACCUUUUUUUACUUGCGCUUUACGCCGAAGAAAGGAUCGUGCCUUAGCGCAAAGCGAUGGUGUUCGAAGUUAUUCGGCGAUCCGAACGAAAAAUCUCGUUUUCUUGGGGCGACCUCCGGACCGAAAUCUCGCUCUUUUUCCCCCCUUUACGUUUCGAACGAGAUUUGUAAAAAAAGCGACCGUCGUUGCGCUCUCGAAGCGAAACGAGACGGAAGGGAUCCGCGUUUCCGAAGGCUGAAUAUCGUAAAACGUUUACUUCCUGCGGAAACGAGACGUUUCGUCCGGGAAAAACGUUUCUGUGAUGAACGAAAAUUGUGUAUAUGAUCGAAUUCUGUUAGAAAAAUUUCCGGUAAUUAUAAUUUAUCUAUUGCCUGUUACUAAAUUAUUAAAUAUAAACAUUACCAAUAAAAAUAAGCAGUUACAUUAAAGUCUUUUGUCCAGUGUACUUUAUUUCCUUCCCUUUCACCGUCGCGGUUUGCGCUUUUUACAAUAACCAUAUGGCGGGAUUCGAUUAACGACAAAUUCGAAAGACCAUACCGAUAUAAUGGAAAACGAUCGAUGAAAAUUGAAUUCGUAAAAUUUCCUAUUACAUGUAUAAAACAUAUAAAGGUAAAUAUUUUUAAUCUUAUUCGUUAUGUAUAAGAAGUAUUGUUAUUUUUCUCUUAACACCUUUAGUUCCCAGCAAUUUUUGUUUUUAAGAUACGGCGCGAAAAUAUACAUUAUAUGCCGAAUUCGUCUCGUCACAUCCUUUAUAUUUUGACACGGUCUAAAGAUAAUCGACGACCGGCUUCACCAAAACAUUUUUGUAACGAUUUGAGAAUUCUCGGUCUGGUGGGAAUCCUUGUUCGUCAGCUAUUUUCGGGGAGCAAGAAAUUCUUAACAUUAAAAAUAAGAACUAUACGAAAUUUGUUGGACGCUAAAAUAUAAUUUGUAUUAUUACAUGUAUUUUUAGGAA